UAACCUCACUUCCUUAUGUAACACAGUAAUCAGGUUUGCAGUUUAAAUUCUGGUGCAUUCAGGCGCUGGUCUUCACAUUUCUCCACUGAUGCAGAGAUUUAAGGCUGUAACCAUGGGGUGCAUUCCAGGACUUUCAGCCUUGCUUCUAAUUCUGAGCGUUUCCCUCCUGACUUGUCCCAGCGUUCAGGGCGGGAAGAUUCUGGUGUUCCCGGUUGACGGCAGCCACUGGGUCAACAUGAACCUGCUGAUCCAGAACCUCCACACAAGAGGCCACGAGGUCACUGUGGUGCGCACGUCCACCAGCUGGUACGUCAAAGAGAACGCUCCACAUUACCGUUCCAUCACCAUCCCCCUACCGGCCGCCAUCGUCAUAGAGGAGGAGGACUUCUUUGUUAGCUUUCUGGUCAAGAUGCUGGAGAUUAAGAAAGCAGGGUCGUCGCCUAUAGCCUUUAUUAACUUCUACUGGGAAAUGUUGAGUGCACUGUCAGAUAUCCACAAACAAGCCAGCCUGGUGGGGGUAGAAAUACUUGAGAACAAGACUCUACUGCAGAGUAUUCGGGACACUCAGUUUGACAUGGUUCUUAUUGACCCAGGUUUGCCUGUUGGAGUUCUUGUGGCUCAUGAACUGAAGCUGCCAACUGUUUUUAAUGUGCGAUGGAUCACCAGUGGAGAGGGACAUUUUGUGGUGGCUCCGUCUCCAACGUCCUACGUUCCAACUGCAGGAUAUGCCGCGUCUACCGACAUGACCUUUUCAGAAAGAGUCCAGAACUUGUUGUUCUAUCUCCUCAACACAUGCAUUGACACAUUUGUGGUAUGCCCUCACUAUGAUAGACUGGCAGUCAGAUACUUUGGUCCUGAUGUGAACUUCUAUCACCUUCUCCAAGGCGCGGACAUGUGGCUCAUGAGGGUGGACUUUGUCUUUGAAUUCCCGAGACCCACCAUGCCAAACAUCGCCUACAUCGGCGGCUUUCAGUGUAAGCCUUCUCAGGCUUUGUCGUCAGAGCUGGAGGAGUUUGUGCUAAGUUCAGGAGAGCACGGAUUCAUCGUCAUGUCUCUUGGCACACUGGUGAAAGGUCUACCCAUAGAAAUCACUUCUGAAAUUGCAGCUGCUUUUGCCCAAAUUCCUCAAAAGGUCAUAUGGAGACAUGUUGGUGAACCACCAAAAACUUUGGGCAACAACACCCUGCUGGUGAAGUGGAUGCCCCAGAAUGAUCUCUUGGGUCACCCAAAGGCCAGAGCCUUUGUGGCCCAUGGUGGCACCAAUGGAGUCUAUGAGGCCAUCUACCACGGCGUACCAAUCAUAGGCAUACCGCUUCUGUUCGACCAGUUCGAGAACAUUUUGAGAUUAGAGGCACGAGGAGCCGCCAAGUCUCUGGAUGCAUCCAAACUCACAAGCCAGGACUUUCUAGAAACGAUACAAGAAGUUCUUCACAAUCCGUCUUACAGAAAUAAUAUGAAACGCCUCUCUUCUCUCCAUCGGGACACGCCAAUGCAUCCUCUGGAAACCGCCAUUUACUGGAUCGAGUUUGUUAUCAGGCACAAAGGAGCUUCACAUUUACGCACUGAGUCUUAUAAGAUGCCUUGGUAUGCUUACUACUCUGUGGAUGUCGUGGGCUUUUUAGUGGCAAUCUUGUUGAUUUUUACAGCCGCUGUGGUGGGAACAAUACGGUUCCUUUGCCUCAGACUCUGCAGGAGCAGAAAACCAAAGCAGGAGUAGUUACUGACUCUGCACGCCAAAAGACUUCAAAUCAACAUGCCAUUUUAUAGUAUAGAGCCGUCCAUGAUUUAUAGUCUUAGGCGUGGUAGCAGCUUUGCUCCAGGGAAGUGUUGGCCGUUUAGUUAAGAGGUCAGUUAUGAACCUUAAAGGAAGAAUGUGCGACAUGUUCCACAUAAAUAAAUCAUAAAGUCUGUCCUGUGUAAA
Molecule: messenger RNA, 1921 nt
Organism: Labrus bergylta (ballan wrasse)
Lineage: Eukaryota; Metazoa; Chordata; Actinopteri; Labriformes; Labridae
Product: UDP-glucuronosyltransferase 1A5
Molecular function (GO): UDP-glycosyltransferase activity
Source: RefSeq, a predicted model, not a curated record